UGUACUUACAUUCAAAGCAAAGCAAUCCUUUUCUUUAAUUUAUGUGUCUUCCCUCUAUGGUUAAUUAAUCACAUGUAAUUCCUGGGUAGCCCCGCUAAUUAUUUAAUGUCAAUUCGUAGAUUAAAAAGUAGCUCUUGUUACUUCAGUUUACUUAUAAUAUUUAAUCCCAAACUUUGAUCAACAAAUUAAUUUGUAAAACAAAUCUUCUAACAUUUUUUCUUUAUACAUUGUCGCUAAAACUAAAAGAUACCAAAUUAGUUGUACUAUAAAAUUAUUUUGAUAUAUUUGUAGAAAGUCUGUCAUUAAAUUGUUCUUUUCAAAUAAAAGAAUCGGAACUACAUGUGAUCCCUGCUCUCAUUACUGUGUGCUAAAAAUUUAUAAUGCUGGUUCUCCCCUCGCUGUUGAUCUCCAGAGUAGUUACCUAAUCAAAAUCUAAAAAUAUUCCGCUUAAAACUUUCAGCUAGGAUUAUUUACAAAAAAACUACGUAAUGUUUCAAACUCUCAUACUCGUGAAUUAAAAAAGGGAAGUCGAUCCAACAAGUCGGUUAAACUCAUUUUUUUUGAAGAAUUAACUCCCUACUACACACAUAUACAUAAGCUACCAACUCCUAAUUCGUACAAUUAUUUCAGAAAUAGAAGAUUUACUGCGAUUUAUCCACGAAGGAGAAUGGAACGAAAGAAGAUCUCGAAUUGCAAAAAAUUUGCCAAGUAGUAGUUCCAGAGACUACCUGUCCCUAUUUCUGUGCCAUGAAGGGACCACCGACGGCCCCUUCCAAAUUGCUAUAGACAAUAUGGAUUUAAGGAUUAGGAGGUGGUACCUCCUAAUCCUUGCGGGUCGUCAUGGUCACGUCCUCACACAAAGGACCUACGCCAAUGGGCACACGGUCAAUGUCUUUCAAACACUUGAAAAAAUAGAACCAAACUCCUUAAAGAUAAGGACAGUAGAGUUUCCCAUCCGCAAUCCCUGGACUGAGGUGCAGGCGGAGGAUGUUGAAAACCUCUUUUUCAUCCUGGAUACUGGGGAUCGUCUGGAAAAAACUCUGGACAUUUUGUUUAACAGCAGGCUCCCCACCCACCUUGAAGAGGAGCUAUCACAGGCAGCAGGCCUUAUUAAGCCUCUCUCUCUGGACUCUGAGGAUGAGGAUGUGAGCGAUAGCAGUAGUGAGGCCAGCGUGAACCUUGUAUUCGAUGAAUAGAAGCACAAGCCGAGCCCAAUCAAUACCUUAUUUGUCAAAAACAUGUCAUAAUCAUA
Eurytemora carolleeae is the source of this 1252-nucleotide messenger RNA. RefSeq lists its product as uncharacterized. Lineage: Eukaryota; Metazoa; Arthropoda; Copepoda; Calanoida; Temoridae. The transcript is spliced from 2 exons. Bases 792 to 1196 code for a protein of 134 amino acids. The record is from RefSeq and is a predicted model, not a curated record.